Molecule: messenger RNA, 4997 nt
Organism: Theobroma umbraticum
Lineage: Eukaryota; Viridiplantae; Streptophyta; Magnoliopsida; Malvales; Malvaceae
Product: histidine kinase CKI1-like
Biological process (GO): phosphorylation; phosphorelay signal transduction system
Molecular function (GO): phosphorelay sensor kinase activity
Source: RefSeq, a predicted model, not a curated record
AACAUGACAUCCGUAAGCUUUUUCAUGCUAUAAUUAAUCUCAAUAUACAUUAACAAUUUACGAUUGCAGAGAGAAAUGCAGUAAAAUUCGAAUUUAAAAUCUUUUUAUCUCCAUUUUGCAAGAAUCAAUUCAAUAUUUUUCCACCCUCAUUUUAAGGGGUUUAAAAUUCAAUGGCUCAUAUGAACAUAAGUUGUUCGGAUAGCCUGAUAGUCUAAUAGCUCCAUCCUCCAUGGGACUUCAAAAUUCUGCUCAGUGCCCCCAGUUUUGACAUUUGUUUGAGCUACCACUUGGCAAUUAUCUUGGAAUCUGUUUGCACAGGAUUUCUCCCAGAUUUUCCUCAAACUCCUAUUAUUUCUCUUUCAGUUCAACCCUCUAGCAGAUAUUUUGCUUGAACCUCUCUCUCUUUAAUUCUCUUAAGUUGGAUAAGAAGUUGUUUCCUUUUUUAUUCCCUUCUGUUGCAAGCAUCUCAUCCCAAUUAAGAAAUGUCAUGUCUUUCUCCUGUCACAACACUGUCAUUGUCAUGCAUGAUGAUGGUGAGCUGUCCGUCAAUUAUCUUUUCAGUAUUUUUUCUGAAGACUUUUUCCCUGAUUUCUGAACAGGAAAUGGAAAUGAAUUUUAUCUGCUGUCAUCAUUUUUCCUGUCAUUUCUUUGUUUGAGAUUGGUCAUUCUCUUUCUCUUGUACUUCUUCUACUUCUUGCUUUACCAAGAGUCCUACCAGGAUAGGAGUAUGCAUUAUAUUCAAAUUCAAGCAAUGAGAAAGCCAAGAUUCAAUUGCAGGCAACAGCUUUGAUUCAAAUACUUUUUUCAAAAAAGACUGUUUAUCAGUUUCCUUGAUUGUCGUAUCUUUGAAUUUAAAUACUGUAACCUGGUGAAUGUUUUCAUCAUUGGCCACUCGCCUUGUCCUGAUUGCCCAUUCUUGCCAUGGCUAACGAUAUGAAGUUAAAAGAAAGUGUCUGCAUUGCAUUGCAUUGAAUUAGCAGACACUAUCUAUUCUGACAAACAACCACUCAAAAUUUUGAGGAAGCAGAGAUGAAGCUGCCAGGCACAGGGCCUAAGCCAUGAAAUCCAAGCUCAAUAUGCAGAAGCAUUGCCCCAAAAUAAUUUUCCGGCCAGCUUGUUCCAUUCUCAUAUUAGGCGUAUGUGGAUAUUUAACCUUAAAGUUGUGCAUGCUGACCAAACAAACUAGAAACAGUGUCAUGUCGGAUUCAUAUGUACAAGGCGAGAAAUCAUUUUUGGGUAUUGAAGCAACUUCGAGAUUGCUACUUCCUCUAAACACAUCAGCAUUGAAUUUAGCAAGAUCACUGAGUUCAAUUCUAAAUGGAACUGAACUACCAUUUGUUGCAAUUCAAACAAAGAUUGCGCCAGUAUUGUUUGUUGCCCUCUCAACGAUUCCACAUCUAGCACAGAUUUCCUACAUUGGAUUGAAUGGACUAAUUUUUUCAUAUUACAAUGACAAGGACCAGAAGGUAGCAGUGUUUUCCAACACUUCCUUUUCUUCGAAUUGGUAUAGUAUGCCAGUGAACCGUGAUACUGGGAUGUUAUAUGGGGAGGCUGUUGCUUCGAAAGCUGUGGUUAGCAUGAACGAAAGCUGGUUUCAGGAAUCCUUGAAUCGGACGAAUGGGUACUGUUCACUAGGCAAAGGAUGGAACAAUGCUCAAGAUAGCCUAUUUUUUACCACUGUUGCUAUGGAUGGAAGGGGUGUUGUAUCUGUUGGAUUUCCUGCUAAAGUGGUUAUCGAUCAUUUCGCUGCAUUAGAUUUUAACGGAGGGGAUUUUCACCUGGCUACUGCUGAAGGAGAUGUGAUUGUGCAAACAAGGCUUCCAAAUACUGAGAUAGUAGUACAGAAUAGCACAGUGUCUGUUCAAUCACUGAGACCUCGUGGUCACCAAAUACGUGGUGUAGGUAAUGUUUCAUGUGUAUCUGCUGAUGGGAAAUUAGGAUCCUUUAAUGGCAGAAUCAUGGGAGAGAAGUACACAUUUUAUUGCUCCACCAUUGAGAUUGCUGGAGUUCCUUCUGUAUAUGUGUUAGCUUAUCCCAGCAAUAAGCUGGUAGGCCAAAUCCAAAAGAACAGCAAGCUAUCAUUGAUGCUUCUCAAGCUCAUGUUUAUAUCCAUAGUUGUGGCAGUCAGCAUCUUCAUUUUCUUCACCAUCAGAGCUGCAAAAAGAGAAAUGUUCUUAUGUGCUGCUUUAGUGAAGCAAAUGAAUUCAACUCAACAAGCAGAGCGCAAGAGCAUGUUCAAAACUCAAACCUAUUUGAGGGCAAACCAUGACAUCCGAUCUUCCUUGGCAGCAAUCACAACUUUGCUGGAUCUUUGUCAUGAUGAAGUCAAUCCUGCCUCCGAGUUAGCUGAAAAUUUGGCUCAAACAAAGACUUGUGCAAAGGACCUCCUAGGCAUAUUAAAUUCUGUUCUGAAGAUGAGUAAAAUUGAAGCUGGGAAAAUGGAUCUUGAAGAAGAAGAAUUCAACUUGGCUCAACUCCUUGAGGAUGUUGUUGAUAUGUUCUAUCCUUUAGGUAUCAAGAAGGGCAUAGAUGUUGUGCUUGAUCCUUGUGAUGGUUCCAUUGGGAAAUUAUCUCUGGUGAGAGGCGACAGAGUUAAGCUCAAACAAAUUCUAUGUAACUUACUCAGCAAUGCUAUCAAGUAUACAUCAGAAGGUCAUGUCUCAGUUCGUGCAGUCGUCAAGAAGAGAAGCUUUGAGAAAAAAAUCAUUGCUUCUAAUGGCAAUGCAGUAUUGAAGUGCCUAUCGCAGUUGUUCUGCAAGACAGAAGACUAUGAGGAUAUAGAUGCCCUUCAUAGAGCUGAACAGAAUCUCAACAAAAUGGAGUUUGAAUUUGAGGUGGAUGAUACAGGCAAGGGAAUUCCCAAAGACAAGCAAGCAUCUAUUUAUGAAGAGUUUUUUCAGGUUAAGGAAACAGCUCUUGCCGGUGGCCGGGGUCUUGAAGAAGAAGGUUGUGGUCUGGGACUUGGCAUUGUCCAAUCUAUUGUGCGCCUGAUGGAUGGAGAAAUAGGAAUUGUUGAGAAAGAGCCUGGUGAAAGAGGCACUUGUUUCAGGUUCACUGUUCUGCUUACCGCAUGUCAACCUGAGGUGGCUGAACCUUUAGAAGACUCUCCGAAUGGAUUUCAUCCACAUUUUUCAUUUAUCAGGAACCCUGCAGCUAGAUCAGAGGGAUCCCAUUCCCAUGUGAUUCUCUGCAUAACUGGGGAGGAAAGGAAGAGAGUUUUAAAGAGAUACAUAGAGAACUUAUACAUAAAAGUGACAUUAGUAAAACAAGGGAAGAGUCUUCACCAAGAGCUUGAAAAGAUAAAGCGCAAGUUGGAUUUUUCUCACUGCAAUCAUUCUGGGAAGCCCGAUUUGAGAUUAAUCGACUACCUCACCAAAUCUGCAUCAAACAGUUCUGAUUCAGGAGCAAGUGAUCCACAUUUUGGCAUCAAGGAAGGAAGUGACAGUGUUUUGCCACAAUUCAUAAAGAGCAACUCUAGAAGUGGUGUACCUUUCACGGUAGUUGUAAUCGAUUCCAGUGCUGGUAAUUUCUCCGAAUUGUGCUCUGCUGUUGCCAGCUUCAGGACAGACAUUCCCGAUUCCUUGUGUAAGGUUGUUUGGUUAGAUAACCCUGUCACUCGUACACUUCUGAGAGACGAGCAGGAUGCCAGGCUAAUCCCUCCAUGCGAUCACCUCAUAUAUAAACCUUUCCACGGAUCACGCUUGACCCAAGUUCUCCAUCUGCUUCCUGAACGCAAAGGCCCAUCUCAUUGCAACUUCCCCAAGUUAACAAACCAGACAGCAACCCUGGAAGCCAUGCAUUCUGCUAACACGAACCGUUCAAAGGAGACUGAGUCCGGGCCCUCACUGCAGAAGAUGGUGAUACAGAAAACUGACGGGAAAAGAAUGGGGAAACCCUUAAAAGGGAAGAAGUUUCUGGUGGUGGAAGAUGAUAAGCUGUUGCGCAGGUUGACAGUCACCAGUCUUGAGAAACUGGGAGCAGAAGUUGAAGUCUGUAUAAAUGGGAAAGAGGCCUUGGAUGAAAUCUGCAAGAAUUUGAGAGAGAAAAAGGAAGGGAACUCCUCCCAGGGUGUCCGCCAGGAUUACAUCAUCAUGGACUGCGAGGUACUUUUACUAACUUCUGGGUUUCAACAUGGAAGUUCUAAGAAGUAUGAAAACAUGUCAUUGCUCUGUUUCUUUUUGCAGAUGCCGGUGAUGGACGGGUACGAAGCAACGAGACUGAUACGAAUGGAGGAGGAGAGGUAUGGUGUCCAUGUCCCCAUCAUAGCGGUAACAGCACAUGCUAUGCCAGAGGAAGCAAACAGGACUAUUGGCGCUGGGAUGGAUUUCCAUUUGACUAAACCAUUGCAAGUGGAUAAAUUGCUAGAGGUUAUUCAAAGGAUCGAUAGUAAAUGAACAAAAAGGAGGAAGAAAAACAGAGUAGUUUUUGCAGAGUAGGGCAUCCUUUUCUUUCCUGAAUUGGAAACAGAUUUUUUAGCUGGAAAUUAAAUUUCAAUGAAGUUCGUGUUGGCAGUUGCAUUGUUUCUCUAUCAGGCCCAACAAUCCCGAUGAAUUCAUUUUCAAAUUUAUAAGUAAAGUAACGAAUUCAAUUUCGAAUUCAUAUCUGAUAAUUACAUAUAUCAUGCUAAAAAUAUAAAUAUUUGCUAAAAAAAUAAAUAAAACUUAUUGAUUUGAUUUUUGAUAUUUUACAUGUAAAUCUAUGAAUUCAUCUUUAAAUAAGUACUUAUCAUACCAGAAAAUACUAAUAUUUGCAGAGAAAUUAAAGGAAAAGGCAGAGGCGUCAAACAUGUAAAUGACCUGAAUUGUUCAAAGUAUUUCACAAAUCUGAUCAUCAAAUGAAAAAACACAUCAUCCUCUUUGUUGUAAAAGGCCCACAAUUAAAAUCAGAUUUAUAAAAAGACAAAUCACCCACAGUUCAGUUUGCGUGCAGCCUUUCAAUUUGUUUUCCCCUCUAACAGAAAACUCCUACAGCUACAAAUUUAAAAAAAGAGCUAACUG